Haliotis rufescens (red abalone) is the source of this 804-nucleotide messenger RNA. RefSeq lists its product as uncharacterized. Bases 1 to 804 code for a protein of 267 amino acids. The transcript has a single exon. The record is from RefSeq and is a predicted model, not a curated record. NCBI's taxonomy places the organism in Eukaryota, Metazoa, Mollusca, Gastropoda, Lepetellida, Haliotidae.
AUGAACGCCCCAUCUGUAGUGGACAUACUGGCUCCGAUCACAGAAUUCGGCUGGAAGAUGUAUCUUCAGACCACUGAUGAAAAAGACAGGAUCAAACACGACGACGCCGACAUUGCCGUCCUCCUCGACGAAGUUGUGUGCACCACUGCCCCGAUGGAAUACGACCCUCAGGUUCAACCCUCCGCCAAAUCUACCCAGCUGGUGUUCAACUCCGUGUACGACAACAGGACAAAACACGACCACCAACAUCGUUUCGUCACCCAGAAGGAGACGGUUGCUACAGCAACGGUGGAGAUGACAGAAGGUUUCACCAGCGGAAGUGACGUCGGAUUUACAAUCAACACGCCACCACAAGUUGCCAAGGCAACGUCCGGCUUUGGACGAGAGGUGGUCAUCAAAUCAGUGACCACUCACACUGUUGAGAAAUCGUUGUCCUGGGCGGUGGACGCACAAGUGUUGGCGCCGUCGAAAUCAAGAACCAUUGCUAAGUUGGAGGUCAUGGAACACACAUUUGAAAGCGAGUUUAAGGCCUAUGUCACUUUGGUGGGAAAGGUGAAGGUCAGGAUUUCCAGAUCCUGUGACGGGAAGUUUUUGAAGAUGAUCCAGAAUCCUAUCGGAACCAUUCUCGGGGAUCGGUUGCCGAAAUUUAAAGUAAAAGUGAAUGAGUCAUGGAAUCAAGAUGGCAUCAAAACAAAGGACAAGAGUGCCAGGUUUUGUGUGAAGGGGCGUGUCACUUUCAACUAUGGCGUGUCCCAGAAUGUGGAUGUCUCUCAAACCAAACUCCCACAAUCACCAGCUGAGUGA